AUGGUGCCUGAGCAGCCUCCAGUGAUCAGUCUGUCCCAGAGAGAGAGGGUGAUCCUGAGGAGAGGAGAGCAGUUUGAGAUCACCUGCAGCUCCUCCAACCUCAACCCUGACUUCAGCAUUAAGUGGGACUUCCCUGUUGGAGCGCGUGCCUUCCAGGCCCACACCUCCCACAUCCUGGCUGGUUCCCGUGGUUACCAACGCUCCACCUCCCUCUGGAUCACCUCUGUCAACCAAUCAGACGCCGGGACAUACCGAUGCCACGCCCACAACGAGAGGGGCGCCACCGCCGAUACCCUGCACCUGGAUGUCCGUGAGCGAGGCUUCAUCAGUAUGCUGGGUGACUCCCGGCCUAGCCAGUCUGCUGUCAGAGAAGGGGAGAGCCUAAGCCUCAGGGUAGAGUUUGAGUCUUACCCCAGACCAGGCACUCUGUCCUGGGCUUACAACGGCAAGACCCUCCACAACACCACGGAGCACGUCAUCACUGCCCAACGACACCGAUACAGGUGGCGUCGUUCUGAUGCGACAAUGCGUUGCCAGUUGCAGACGGCCGUCGUAAGACAAUGGCAAGAGGACUGA
This is a messenger RNA of Oncorhynchus keta (chum salmon), 576 nucleotides long. Its product is annotated as mast/stem cell growth factor receptor kita-like. The record is from RefSeq and is a predicted model, not a curated record. Gene Ontology annotation, biological process: cell-cell adhesion. Bases 1 to 576 code for a protein of 191 amino acids. Gene Ontology annotation, cellular component: cell-cell junction. NCBI's taxonomy places the organism in Eukaryota, Metazoa, Chordata, Actinopteri, Salmoniformes, Salmonidae. Gene Ontology annotation, molecular function: cell adhesion molecule binding. The transcript has 5 exons.